AUGAGCAGUAAGAAGGCGGGGCCCACAGCGGCCUCAGGGAAGCGGCAGGCACCGCCCCCCGGGGCCCCACGCAGAGCGGCUGCCGGGCCCACCGCGGAGGACCGGGCGGCCACUGUCAUCCAGUGUGCCUUCCGGCGGCUCCUGGCGAGAAAGGAGCUGGCCCGCCGUCGGCAGGAGCACCGGGAGUACCUGGAGCAGAUGGAGAAGCUGCAGCAGGAGGCCUUCCUGGCCCUGGUGCGCCGGGAGCGGGAGGCGGAGCGGCGCCGGCAGGAGGAGGAAGCGAAGGCCGAGCAGCGACGGCAGGAGGAGCGGGGGCGGCAGGCGCGCCUGCUGGACGCGGCCUUCGACGGCAACCUGGGGGAGAUCACCGCCAUCCUGCAGGAGGUGGACGAGCUGCUGACGGACGAGGGCGUGGGCCAUGACGAGGCCGGCGCGGCGCGGCGGCGACAGCGGCGUGUGGCCCUGCUGGAGUGCGAGGACGCCCGCGGGAACACUCCCAUGUCCGAGGCAGCGGCCGGCGGGCAGCCCCAGGCCAUCAGGCUACUGGCCGAGCAGGGCGCCAGCCCCAACUGCAAGGGCGCCUUCGGCCGGACGCCGCUGUACCGAGCCGCCUUCGGGGGCCACCUGGAGGCUGUGGAGGUUCUCCUGGAGCUCGGAGCUGACCCCCGGGUGUAUGCGGACGACGGGAGCACCCCGGGGCAGGUGGCCUCGCUGGAGGCCGUGGCCAGCGUGCUGCAGUCCUGGGACCUGGGCCUCACCGAGGCCAUGCUGCGCAGCAUGGAGGCCGAGCGGCGGCGCCGGGCCCAGGAGGCCGAGCGGCACACGGAGGCGGAGGCCGAGCGCCUGAACCUCAAAGUGCGGCAGCUGGCUAGGGAGCAGCAGCAGUGCCACCAGCAGCUGCAGCAGGCCUACUGCGAGCUCAGCCGGAGGGUCGCCGAGCACGACAGGUGUGAGCGGACGCGCGCGGGCAGGGCCGAGCUCACGCUGCAGGCCAUCAAAGACGCGGAGGCCCGAGUGGAGAGGCUGCGGCAGGACACCCAGAAGGCCGAGGAGACGCUGGCGGUGGCCCGUUUGGAGCUGCGGGAGCAGACGCAGAGGGGCGAGGAGGAGCCGCCCGGGCUGAGGUGCCAGGUCGCUGAGCUGCACGACGUACUGAUGAAGGACGUGGGCGACCGCAUCCGCGCCGACGGCCGGUGGCCUCUUGUCAUCGACCCUUCAGGCCAGGCGGCCACCUUCCUGCGCUAUCAGGACACCAACUACGUGGAUACCGUGAACCCAGACCAGCUGCAGCCAGAGCGGGUCCGGCUGGCGCUGCUGGGAGCGCUCAGGUACGGGAAGCCGCUGGUGUUCGACCUGCGGGAGGUGGACCUGUUCCCCGCGGUGCAGCGGCAGCUGGACGUGGUGCAGCCGGGCCUGGCGCAGGAGCUGCUGAGCCGCCGGCUGCUGCAGCAGGACCGCUACCUGUCUCUGCUCCGGCCCACCGACGGGCCCGAGUACGACCCCACCCAGUUCCAGGAGGCGCGCCUGCAGCAGUUCCGCCUCUUCUUCGUCACCAAGGUCCGGUGGCCCCCGGCUGAGCAGCUGCAGGCCCUGCUGCCGGUGCAGGUGCAGGUGCAGCUGCCCAGCGGAGGCCUGCAGUGCCCGCAUCAAUAA
Molecule: messenger RNA, 1653 nt
Organism: Pteronotus mesoamericanus
Lineage: Eukaryota; Metazoa; Chordata; Mammalia; Chiroptera; Mormoopidae
Gene: IQANK1
Product: IQ motif and ankyrin repeat containing 1
Exons: 12
Coding region: 1-1653 (550 amino acids)
Biological process (GO): regulation of barbed-end actin filament capping
Cellular component (GO): nucleus; cytoplasm
Molecular function (GO): protein binding
Source: RefSeq, a predicted model, not a curated record